Messenger RNA from Striga asiatica, 351 nucleotides. NCBI's taxonomy places the organism in Eukaryota, Viridiplantae, Streptophyta, Magnoliopsida, Lamiales, Orobanchaceae. The record is from the annotation of a GenBank genome assembly.
AUGGUCACCAGAAAAGUAGCCAGACGACCGGCGAGGAGCCAACUGUGGCCGCUGCCACGUACCCAGCGUGCGCUAGCGCCCGACAGUACCGUGUUCAGAGACGCUUGUACCCAGCCUAAGGUUCAGCAUCAGCGGGCUAGGGGACGAACUGGGCUGGGAAUUCGGGCCUGGGCAGCACGUCCACGACGGCUGGUAGUUCGGUGGGUCAACGCGCGAGAGACGGAGUGCGUUGGUUUGGGUGCGGCGAGUUCGGCCACAGACAGAAUGCAUGUCCGCGGGAGGCGGGUUCCCCUUAUUUUACAAAACAAAGGCAGAAAUAAAAAUGAAGAAACUACAGCCACAACAGAGUAG